Psilocybe cubensis is the source of this 2334-nucleotide messenger RNA. RefSeq lists its product as uncharacterized. The record is from RefSeq and is a predicted model, not a curated record. Lineage: Eukaryota; Fungi; Basidiomycota; Agaricomycetes; Agaricales; Agrocybaceae. The transcript is spliced from 7 exons. The coding region runs from base 1 to 2334 and encodes 777 amino acids.
AUGGAUAGCGAGUUCAAGUUCAUCAGAUCCUCUGUCGAGAGCUUCAUGAACACCUACCUGCCUUUUGUCCCAAAUGACAAUGAAACGCAAUACUUUGUUCAGCAACUUUUACAGGACACUUCAACGGGGGCUGGUAAUGCUUCUCAUUCCAGCGACGUAACUACACGGCCAGUGUUGUCUGUAUUGACGGGAAACGAGACAACUUUCGCUUUUCGAGAUUACCCACUCCAGAGAAAAAGGGGCCGGCGGUCUAACAACAAAACCACCUUCUCUCGGGGAUGGGAGAAGAUUGCACUGACCAUUGGGAAUAUUGAAUAUCCUGGGGAACGAAAACGCAACAAAUUCAGCUACGUAAACGUGCCGAACAAAAGGAUAGCUUCCUCCAACCGAGGCUACAACAACAAAAUCGAUGCCGCAUUUGUUGCAGCCUGCGAUACGCACAAGCCGCUUCAGACGACCGACAUAGCUGUUGUAGUCGGGCACAAAGUUGCUGCGUCGCACACUCGGCAAAACGCGUUACAUGUCGUCUCUUCCAAUGUUCAGAUUAUGAACGAAGACGUACGUCGUAUGUUCACUUUCGGGAUAACAGCCGAAAUGCAUAAUGUCACGCUGUGGUAUCAUGAUCGUUCACAUUCAGCCGCGUCGUAUCCCUUUAACUUAUCCACGAAUCCUAAAUUAUUCAUACAAGUUCUUAUUGCAUUUUUGUUUGCAACGGAAGAAGAGCUUGGCUACGAUUCAAUGUUUACCGGGCAGCGACAAGUGUUUCGGUUCUUUCGCACCGUGGAGGGCCUGUCGCUCUAUCAUUCGAACGGCAUCACCGGUCGAAUGACGCGUGUUUACAAAGUCGUUGAAGUCAGGGAAAGCGGCGAGGCGUUUGGAGAUCCGCUCGUUUUGAAAGACGUGUGGCUCGACAGCUCUGCGAAGACGGAAAAAGAGAUACAGAACGCCAUUUUUACCGAUAUCGAACAAUUUUGGGACAGCCCAGACGAACCGCUGGAGUUAAAGAGCUUCAAAGAAGCUCACAGGAAAAUUGUUGGCAAUGGCAGCUACAAGCAAUACUUUCUUCAGAUUGUCCUGGACUACAGCGGACAGAAAACUAAAGUACGAGUAGAGAUAGGAACCGAAGUCAGAGGUUUCUUCGACGCUGAGCAAGAUCUCGCACUGGAUGCUCCGGCAACUGGUACCGCAUCACAAGGAUCGCAGUCUAUGAAUGAUCAGACAUUUGUAAACGCACACCGAAAUGCUUCCCAAUCACCAGCUAUUCCAGCUAUUCCACGCGAACAGAAGAGGCAAUAUCGCAUCCUUUUCAAGGAGGUUUGUAGAACUUCUGGACGGCUCGAAACCCUUGGAGAAGUGGUCAAUGUGCUAUCACAAACCCUCAUCCCGCUCCAGCUUUUGUUUUGCGCGGGAUGGGUCCAUAGAGACAUUUGUUCUGGAAAUAUACUUGCUUUCAAGAAAGAUUCAGAAAGCCAGGGGCCGUGGCUCGCAAAACUCUCUGACUUUGCAUAUGCCACAAAAUUCCCUGUGCCAAAAGGUUCAGCAUGUGCUUCAAGUACGAAGACGGGGACAGCGUACUUUAUGCCUCUGGAAAUUAUGCUGUCAUCUUACUUGUUUUCUCCCAGCCACGACAAUACACUGCCAGCGCAGAAAGAAUUCGCAAUUGCAAGACAACUUUCUGUCAAAGAGAGACUUGCUGAAUUGGCACUACAGCUACAGAAUUCUACAACUACUCAACCGCAGAAGGGAGUCGCUCACAAUUUCCAACACGAUUUAGAAUCAAUGUGGUGGAUGCUUCUCUGGAACAUAUGCUGCCGCCUUGACCCAACACAAUCAACGAAGUCCCUUCAGGACUUUGGCAAGGCCGUUUUCAUUAACGAUAGAAAGCCGACUCAUGCCAGAAUUCACUGCAUCACCGCACCAUUCGGAAAAACCGUCACACCCAAGGCACCAAAGUCAAUUCUCUCUAUCGUUACGUCUCUUUCCUUAUUGAGUGGCGAACUUUACCAGAACUACGUUGAUCGUGGUCGGAAUGGCGCAUAUAAUGAUGUUGGCUCGUAUGCUCAGAUUCACAGCAUCUUCUUCGAGACAUUUAAAGCGCUCGACGAAGAGGUCACUGAAGCUUCGGAAGCCCAAGCUUCUGGCAGAAACGAUGGUGGAGAUCAGCAUUGGUCCACGAUACCUUUGCUGGUGAAGGCUUAUAGCAAUACCGUGGCACAAGGAUCUGCGGUGGGCGAACCAGAGCGUAAGCGUCCUCGAUCCAACGAAGACCAUGUCGAUGCGAGGGAGGUCGAGAGCGAAGGUAGGACCAAAGCUAAGCAACCUAGAAAGAAGUGA